CUUAUAGUUUCUAGCUCACAGGCACAGGACAGACAGAACAGGUCGGACCCACCCACCCCCGUAGUCGACCGCGCGAAAAUCAUCACCACCAUGUGCCCAAUGCUGCUGAACAGUCUCUCCGAUGGCCCGGCCAUGGUCCUGUCCGCUCCCCAGGACCACGCCUUUGCCCAAUUCCCUCGCCAGGCCAAGUUCUCCACCAACGCCGAGACGCGAGCAGCCUUCUUCAACCACCACCACAACCACUCCAACGGGUUCAAUGCGUACCAGCCGCCCUCCAAACCCUCGCGGAAGAGAUCGCGUGACGAUGCCGCCUUCGAGGAAGCCAUCAACGGCGGAAACAGCACCCCGGUGUCCGCCCCUGCGCCUGCCUCCAAGCCCGCACGAGCCGUGCCAGAACAACCCAUCUACGGCGAAGGCAUGGUGCUGCUGAAUCCGCGCACCAAGAUGGCCGUCUCCGCCGAUAGCCAAACGGGGACAUGGUACGAAGAGACGGCCGAGAACGCUGCCACGGCCGCUGCCACCACCGCCCAUUCCCAACAACCCUCAUUAUCGGGUCGCAAGUCGCAACGUCUCGACCCCACAGCCCCCAGCAUCGACGACAUCGCCCUCUCCUCCCUCCAGAGCCGUCUCUCUGCCGACAACACCCGUCGGCUCCUGAACACCGGCACCCGGCCCGAAGAACCCACCGUCGACGACGCGACCCGUCUCCUCGGAAUCAGCUGGCAGCAGAUGAGCGCCGACAGCGACAUCGCUGCCGCCGUACGCGGAUGGAAGAAAUACAUCGAUCGCCAGUUCGCGUCGUACCUGAGCGACUGCGAGAUCCUCAUGAAGAACCGCGCGCUGAACGCGUAUCUCGUGACGGCGAAGCCCGUGACGCCGGUCGGGAUGGCGCAGGCCCAGAACGCUUUCUAUCUGUUCAACGACGAUCUCACUCAGGCGCAGCUGGUCGGGUCGUCGUGGGAGGCGUGUCUUAUGAAUCUGCGCGCGUCGCCGAUUGUGUUUGAGGGCGCGCAGAUUCUGAAUGCCGCGGACGGCGUGACCAAGGGGACCACGGUGAUGGGCGUUCCCAUGGGCACGCAGAACCUCCUCGGCGCGAACCCCGUUGACUCGGGUCUUCCGCUCCUCCAGACUCUCUCCGCGGCUCCCCCGCCUCCUGAUUAUCUGGGCUUGAAUACCGUCCAUUCUAGCGUCGCAAGCAUGGGGACGGGCAUGGAGAUCGAUGCCUAGCUGCUGGAGCAGCAGCAACGGAUGCACAAUCACUUAACCAACCGAUCAUCAAAUCAAAUCAAAUAAAGACGCAGAAACCGAUACCACACCAGACUCGACUCGAUUCGAUUCGACCGAACGAUACCACCACCACCACCACCACCAUCAUCAUCAUCUUUCGGCAGCACCAAAAGCCUCUUUAUCUUUCCUCUUCUUCUUCUUCUCCUCCUUCUCCAUUAUCAUCUUCUUAUUUUUUCUUACCUUUCGUCCGUCUCGGGGUGUUCAUCAUUCAACUUGAACUGAACUGAACCUCAAACUUCCAGGUCUCAGAUCUCAUAUCCUCAGAUCUUCUCAUCUUGAAUCGUAAUUCAUCCCGGACUUAUAU
Molecule: messenger RNA, 1591 nt
Organism: Aspergillus heteromorphus CBS 117.55
Lineage: Eukaryota; Fungi; Ascomycota; Eurotiomycetes; Eurotiales; Aspergillaceae
Exons: 1
Coding region: 91-1227 (378 amino acids)
Source: RefSeq, a predicted model, not a curated record